This is a messenger RNA of Meloidogyne enterolobii, 916 nucleotides long. The record is from the annotation of a GenBank genome assembly. NCBI's taxonomy places the organism in Eukaryota, Metazoa, Nematoda, Chromadorea, Rhabditida, Meloidogynidae.
UUGUUUGGAAUUGCUGAUACAGCUCAAAACCGCCAAGAUGACGAUCUCAAAGAACAACAAGAUGAUGCAACACAUCAAUUACAAGAUGAAAGUAAUUGUGCAGGACAAUCGAACUUUCAUUGGCUACUUUAAAGCUUUUGACAAGCAUAUGAACGUCAUUUUGUCUGAUUGUGAAGAACUUCGUCGCGUAAGGACAAAAACUGGUGGAAAGAAGCCGGUCAAUGAAGAAGAGAAGCGAAUUCUUGGUCUUGUACUUCUUCGAGGAGAUAAAAUAAUUUCCAUCUCGGUUGAGGGUCCGCCCGCGCGUGAUGAUUCUGGAGUUCAGAUGCCUCGUGCUGGAGGACUUGGAGGGGCUGGACAGGCGAAGAGUGCUGGACGUGGUGUUCCGCCUAUGGGUGGUGGAAUGAUUCCUCCAGGGCCUGGAAUGCCGUCGGUGCCGCAUGGACUUCAAGGGGCUGUUCGUGGUAUUGGUGGUCCUGGAAUGGGAGCAAUGCAGCCUGGUUAUAAUAUGCUGGAUGGGCCUCCAAGAUUCUAAGUGAAGAAAGAGCUUAAGUUGAAAUUAAAGAUGGAAAGAAUCUGUUGAAAACAAAUUUUGGAAGAUGUUCUAAAAGAAGAACUCUUAUAAUAUUUUGGUUGUCUUUUUCUCUUUAUUUUUUUGUUUUAUUUAUGAUCAAAAAAUUUCUCUUUUUUGGGAUUAAAUAUGUGAUGAAAACACUUGGAAUUUUUUUUUAUUUUAAAUUUGUUCUAUAAAUUUUCUCGGCUCUGGUUUAGGACAUGAAUCCGAGUGUAUGCGCCCCUAUAAGUGUAUUUAUUUGAUUUUUUGAUUCUUCUUAGGGUUCUGUGACAUUUUGGGGUUUUUUCUGCUUCGGUCCUGAUAAUACUUGAAGUCUCAGAAUUUGUUCGUGCUGUUCUGUAC